This is a messenger RNA of Suillus plorans, 1587 nucleotides long. RefSeq lists its product as uncharacterized. The transcript is spliced from 2 exons. NCBI's taxonomy places the organism in Eukaryota, Fungi, Basidiomycota, Agaricomycetes, Boletales, Suillaceae. The record is from RefSeq and is a predicted model, not a curated record. Bases 1 to 1587 code for a protein of 528 amino acids.
AUGCCUUUCGUAUACCAUGGCACAGAUCACACUCACCUAGACUGGUCGUGCAUGCUGAAUGGUUGUCGCUACCCCUUAGCGACAUCAUCUCAUCACCAGUCCUUUGUUCGUGCCCAUCAGCGCCUCCCCUGGGCAUGGAUUUUGGCACGACAGACCCUCCUUGAUGUCCAUUGCUCCUUUGUGCCGACUGAUCAAUCUCACUUGCUCGAGGGGCACGUCAGCAUACGCCAUAUCAUAAACAGUUCACCACGGCUUGCUUCGUCCUUCCCGAGCGCUGCCUUGCCAGCACUGACACGACAUGGUUUCACGCAGCUCUUUCACUUCGGAUCAUGGUCUACACAAAAUACGGCCUCACCAUUCCAUUUUGAGCCUUCGCAUAGCUUGACAGCUGAACUGCCUACCGCCGCGCCAUCUCUACGGCGUCAUCUCCCUUCGUUGAUAUCUUGGCUCGAACGUCUCUGCCUCAGCACACUACUGAACGGAUCAUGUGAUGAAACACUGGCUAUCGCUCGUCCUCUGCGACGCUUACAUGCAGAAGAAGAAAUCAUAGCAUUGUCAUCCCUGCAUACUGCUCCCACGACCUCCUUCUCUCAACAACGUCCUUUUGCUGCCUUGGACGCUUCAAUGCUCCCAUCACCAGCGUCACUCUUUCAGGGUCGCUCGGUUACAUCUGCAGCCGCGACACCUAAUAGCCAGGUGGUAUUCUCACUUGCGAAGUAUGGAACAUCAGCAGGGAUCCUGCAUGGCGAGCUGCUGGGCAUCAUAGCCGCUGUUUUACUGUCUAUUCACGCUAGCCCGCAAGAACCCUACUCCGUUUUGACAGAUCACAAAAAUGCAGUCCACAUGAUACAAGAAGUACUUCCCGGUGCUCUACCCCACGUAUGGAACAAUCGGCCAGCGCGUUUGUUGUACCGCUGGUUGUUCACUUCUGCACUCUCCGACAACCGCGCCCUCACUCGACGGCGUGGUGUUAUUCCCUCUGCGCCCCUCGCAACUUUCUCAAUGGACGACUACGCUAUGUUUGCAUCCGGUUAUGGUUUUGUUGAGAACAACCUGUCCUCUUUCCUCAUUUCUAGGCUUGAAGAUUCUUAUGCGUUGAGCGACUCCUUUCGUCCAGCACGAGCCCUGACUCUUGCACUGUAUGACAGUCAUCGCCUGCCGGACUUCCCAUACACUCGAGCAUCUAGCUCUUUCUCUGCCGUCGUACAGUUGUAUGCCCGAUCAUCACAACUUGACACCGCAGAGGUGCGGCAUCGGCGUUUUCGUGAUACGCUGCCCUGGUGUCAUUUCGGUUGUAAUCCCUUUGAGAGCGUUCACCAUAUUUUUGCUCGCUGCCCGGCCUUCUUGGCUAUCCAUCGUGCGCAUAACAUGCAGCUCUGUGAUGAGACCUCCUUACUCGAGGGCAAGGCUGCCGAUCGUGUACGAGAGGUCUUGGAACUAGCGGCUCAGCGCCUGUUUUCUGACGACGCGGGGCUUUGGCCACAAUAUCAGACGUGUAGCUUUGCUUUAAUUUCGGACGUUGGACUGCAUUGGCAGGACGUUUUUGUUUCAUUGGUAGUUGAGCCAUCGAGGAACCUAGUUACCUGA